AUGUCUUCAAAAAAAUCGAGAUCGAGAAUGAAAAGUCUUCUCGGAAAACCCAUUAAGAAUUACAAUUCGUUGGCUCAACAAGGCAACGUUGGAGGAGGAGCAUCAACAUCUCGCAGAGCAAUUUCAACUAACAAAAAUCACCUUAAAGCAAAAAAUGUUGAAACCCUUUCUACCAACACCUCACGAGAAUAUCCUCAGUCCACUGGUGGUAAAACAAAAAAAUCAGUUAAAUUCCAAAUGCCGGGUAAAAAUGAGGAAUGGCAAUCGGCUGAACGAAGCAGGAUUUUUAACGAAAAAGUUCACGAAGAACGCGAAUUAUUAAGAAUGAGAACAAGGCAACAACCAAUGAUUGCUGCAAUCGACAUUAGAGGCAAGUAUAAUGUCAAGACAUUUCUUUUCAAUGCUCUUGCUCACACAUUUUACUUUUUGAUCAAAGGUACCACGCAGGAAUCAGUUAUGCAUUGGAAGGGAUUUCUUUUCAAGGCGGAUCCAAUACAGAAUAUCGCAACCGUGAUCAUAAGACCCUUUCCGGGAAGAUGUGAAGAUCAUGUUAGACUUGAUGAAAUUAUGAAUAAACAUCGGCUUUGGAUGAAGCAUUAUAUAACGUUGCCUUAUGCUUUUGAGUUGAUUAAUCCCAAUACUGACGAAAAUUUAUACUUAAUCGAGCCCAUACAAAAACCAACUUCUAUUCGAAACAUAAACGAAGAAUACAUUUUCAUGAGAGACAAUGAAAUAGCGAGUAUUCAUUUUGUAGGCGUGAGUUGGCUAAACGACGAAAAGACAAGAUGCUGGCUCAUCUUCCCGAAUACCAGCAGGUUAAUAGAAAGGCUAAAGUUAACCACACGUCCUAUUGUUCCGUAUAUUAUAUGCGAAAAAACCUUAUCCAACAGUAUGACCAUCGCCAAAGAACACGAGAGAAUCUUUGACCACGAAACCAUUCAAAACAACCCGUCGCUCCGGGAUAUUGAAACCUUCAUUUGGAUUAAUAAUUAUCACGAAAUUAUGAAGAUAUGUGAAAAUCCUGGUAUUAGGUAUAUGAAUUUUGCCCCCGAUCCCGAUAGGUGUCCCGAGAUUAAAGAGAUGAACAACGUAUUGGACUAUUUGGGUGCAGUGUACAAUAAAGAUUAUAAUGAUGAUAUCGGACUUAUUCAUUCCUUUUAUGAGAAGCAAGUCCUUUUCAUGCCAAAUUUAAUGGAACUCAAGCGUUUGCCUAAUUGCAAGUUUCGUGGAUAUGGUGUAAAUCCUCAAACUCGGGAAUCCUCAAAUUUUGUGGAAUUCUUUCCACAAGGCGGUUUUUUGACUGUCACCACGGCAGUAUUCGUCAAAGAGCAAGAGGUGAUAAGUCGAGUACUCGCCGUUAUGAAACAUCAAAACAAAAUUUACAAUGAUUCAAAGUGGGAGCUCGUUUUAAACGAGAAUAUAUUAGGAUAUUUGGCGCACGUUGCAACUUCGAUGGAAACUCAGUGCCUAAACGCAAAAAUAGCAUAUCUUGAUUUGGUAAUGCACGCCAAGGCCAACAAAGUUCGAUACUUCACGGAACAAGAAAUUUUCAAGAUAACAAUGGAAAUCGACGAACCACCAACUAUGCUACUGAGUUUGCACCGAACAAUGAUACGAAUUCACACCAUGUAUUGGAAAGAACGUCGUCACUUCAUCUUGAUCUACGAUUCAUCUGAAGACAAGUCCAAUUUGGUUCCUCUUAAUGGAGUCGAACAGAUGACACUCGAGGAGUUCGAGAAUCAAUUUGGCGAUCACUCGGCAACCGAAUCCGGGCCUACCGCCAUGCAACUUGAAUGA
Messenger RNA from Acaulospora morrowiae, 1797 nucleotides. NCBI's taxonomy places the organism in Eukaryota, Fungi, Glomeromycota, Glomeromycetes, Diversisporales, Acaulosporaceae. The record is from the annotation of a GenBank genome assembly.